This is a messenger RNA of Paramuricea clavata, 5074 nucleotides long. The record is from the annotation of a GenBank genome assembly. NCBI's taxonomy places the organism in Eukaryota, Metazoa, Cnidaria, Anthozoa, Malacalcyonacea, Plexauridae.
AUGACUUAUCAAUUUGCCUUCUCUCAGAAAGAUUCAAGUUGCCGAGUUCUUAUGGAAACCAGUGCCGUUGGUGAUAGCUUUUGCAGUGCAAACGAGCUUUUUGUUUGGUAAGCUUAUAUAACGUAGUAAACAUACUGAAAACAAUUUAACAUGAAUGUUGGUUGUAAAAACUUUGUUGUACUUACCUGCUGAAUGACUGAUGGAGUGAUGAGCAAAAUUUGAUAUUUAGGCUAAGUAGGACAGCAAAUAGUUUUAUAGUUCCAACCUUCUAAACUCCCGCCGUCAAAAACUUUUCAUUUCGCCACAUCAAUCAUCAGAACACAUCGUUAAUACAAAUUCUCCACUCCAGAAAACAAUUACAAUGCCCAAACAGCGCUUUCAGCAAACCACAGAGUUGUUUUUUUGCUAUCCAAACAACUCAAAAACAAACUAAAAGAGUACAUUGAAAAGUGCAUUAAGACGUUGAUAAAACGCUAAAAAAACAACAAAUAAUUGCUUUUCUGGUACAAAAACAUGUGCCUUACCUUAAUGGUAAAAUACUGAUUGUGUAGUUGUGUAAAAACGGUAUAAAUAUUUUAGUUUUUACGAACAUUUCGAACAUCUUCAAGGCAUGAUAACUGUCAAAUGAUGCAUGCUUUCUGACCUUUGUCUGUCAAACCUGUUUGACGAGUUUUAUUGGCCAAAUAAUAGAAUAAUUAAUAAUGGUCAGUAAUUUGGUCAGUUUACUUCCGGCUUACUUAAUAUACUGAACUGUACGUAGUUCAAGUUAAAUAACGAAAAUUAUUUUAUAUUUAUUGGCAUUACAAUAUUUAUCACUUAUUUACUGAGACCGAGGGAAACAGAGUGUUUUGUGGAUCCGAGACCGCCGUUGUGGCCCGAGGCGAAACAGAGGAUAACAACGGAGGUCUCGGGUCCGGCCACAAAACACACUGUUUUCCAAAGUGCCCUUUUUUUCGGUGGCAAAGUGCCCUUCUGACUACGUGAAAAAUGUCGUUGAGAUCGCCGUUUGCCUCAAUAGCCUUUGAUUUAUGAUCGCAUUUACUUUAGUAUUUUGGUAUGUCCGGAAAAAUUUUUUUAUUUUCGGAAAAAAUAAUGCCAUGUCCGGAAAAAUUUUGUUAUUUUCCGAAAAAAUAAUAGUGUGUCCGGAAACAUUUUUUGAGUUCAUUUCCCCCUCCCCCGUCGCCAAGAUUUCAAGGGGAAAUUUUUUAGGCGCCCUUUUCUUUCGAAAAGUGCCCCUCGAAACCGGUGCGUAACCGGCACGUGAUACGGUUUUAACCAAUCGGCAAGCGGAAAAAUUGAACUUUGACACUAUCUAUAUAACAAUUUGUGUUAGUUUGACCAACGUCCUGGUCAUACAAAAAAUACGUACAUAUUGACAAUCCUGUCAAAAUGUGCAUGACGGCAUCACCUUGCUCAUACUUUUCCAGCAUAGUGAAAGCCUUAGUUUUUAGAAUAAGUAUCUUGACGUGUUAACAUUUCCCUGAAAGAAAACCUGUUAACCUGACAUUUAUAUGAUUUGAUUUUAUUGAUCUUAAAUAUAUUAUAAUUAUUUUAGGUUGCUUACUAAUUAUGAGUUUGACGAAGAUGCUUCCCUUAUUACAACACAGUCUGUUUUGGAAGCAGCGUUAAGUGAAAACAAGAGAGCUUCGUCACGCUCUUUAGGGAAGAAUAUUAGUGAAAUUUGGCAAGGAAAAGUUAUUCGAGAAUAUUCUCUGAGCAACUCAGCAUACAUUUAUCGGCACCUAAAAAAACGCCCCUUGGUUAGUUGUGCAACAGUCUUAACAGCUUUCAACGACGCAACUGUAAAGAAAUUCCAAUCCAUAUGUAUCGCUUACCCAGGAUGGAUUAUUAACUCUAAUUGUUCUACUCAGAAGUCGUUAUCAAUUUUGAAAAUUUUCUCGUCUGACGGAGAAGCUACAACAGUUGAUGGUCGACACAUGACAUUCGAGCUUCUUGUUGAAUUGCCUCCAAAUCCGAAGCUGAUACUUAAGAAUCUGAGCACUAACGGACUUGCAACUUCUCUGACUGAUGUCAAAGGACCCCAUGGUACAGAGUUGUGUUUUCGUGAUAUCGAUAAUGUGAUGCGUCUUGUAGAGUUUGCAGUACCUUGUUUAGGUCAUGCCAUUUCCGGAAACACCACCACCAACUUCCUGAAGUUACCAGUUUCCUCAUCAAGAGUUAUUAGUGCUCAUUCCAAAGAUCUUGGAAAUCACGAGAGGCUGGUUUCAUCUUCCUGCUUACUCUUAACCCGUCGUGGUUGUAGUUCAUGCCAAAAUUGCGCUUAUGCAUUAAAGCUGUUUCAAAAUCGAGAAAAGAAACGAAAGGCGAGCAUUUCGGAAGACGCGAAUAAGAAGAAGUGCAAUAUUCGAUAUUUGGAUCGAUUUGGGUUGGAAGCAAAAAUUGCUGCCCAGCGGAGAAAGGCAGAGUGCAAUGGUAAAAAUAACGGGCACCGAAAGGAAGAUGACUGCAUGAUAGAGUUUGUCGAAGAUGAUGACGUAGAUCUACAACAAAUUUUCAAGAAUAUCAAGAGCACCCUAGUCCCACCUGAUAUGCAACUCCUGUGGAAUGAACAAAUGAAACAAUUGUCCGCCAAAUCAGCAAAGGCCUACAGAUGGAACCCAAGGUUAGCAACUUUGUAUGUUUUAAAUUACUGCCACGUUGCUGUUUUAAUAUAUACAGAAUUGUUUGUUGGUGCCGAUGUCAAACAGCCAUUUUAUUUUUGUAUAUUUUUAUGGCUCAAUUUGUUUUCCUUAGAGUUGUGCGAUUUGCGUUGGAUCUAUAUUGCAAAAAUCCCAAGGCGUUGGAUUCGAUGCGCGAAUUUGUCAUUCUUCCGAGUAACCGUCUUAUAAGGUAAUUAUAUAUUGUACUAAUUAUAUUACUAUUAUAGAGUAAGUGCAUUCUGACGACGUCGUCUUGUUUUGCAGAUACUAUAAGAAUUCUGUUGAUCAACAGCCUGGUUGGAAUACGGAGACUAUAACCUGGUGUAAAAAGGAAGCAGAACGACAGGACUUAAAACCGGACGAAUACUGGGGAGGUUUCGUUCUUGAUGAAAUGAAAUUACAGGUUGGUUGAAUUGAUGAAUUUUAAAGUAACCGUGUAAACGAGAACAGUGGGGGAGGGGGCAAAGGGAGUGAUGCUUCCGAACGCAAUCGACCAUCUUCUUUAUAUAUAUUCAGGAAGAUCUGCAAAUGACAGUUAAGGGUGGCCGUCAUCAACUCACGGGGAUGGUUUCACUUGGUAAAUUUUACAACGACAUGAGAAUGAUUGAAUCUGGUAAGGAAUGCAGUGGAUAAAAGUGGCCAGCUACCAAAUGAAAUAUUAAAUAUGUAUCAAUUCUAAGUAUAUAAUUAUCAUGAUCCACACGUAGUUGUACGUUAUAAUGUUAAUCAUUCUAGACAUUCUUGUGUUUUGCAGGAAAAUCGUCCAUACAAGUCGCAACGCAUCUGCUACAAUUUAUUUUUGUUAGCGAUAAAGGAUUCAGGUUUCCGAUAGCACAUUUUCCAACCACUCAAUGUCCAGCUAGCGUUUUGUACCUUCAAUUUUGGGAGGGAGUGAUGCGAAUGAAAAGAGCAGGCUUCACGUAUGCAUUCUUUUAAUAAUAAAGAGGUUUAGAAAAGACGACGCGACGUCAAGGACGACGUGAAAAUGGAUGUGCAUACGAUGUCAUUUUCACGUCGUCUGUGACGUCCCGUCGUCUUUGCUAAACCUCUCUAUUAAUAUCCAUUACAUAGUUUGUACUAUGCAAUAAAUUUCUAUUUGUACGUAUUGGUAUAAUUUUUGUCUCUUUCUGUUGGUAUUUGUAGCAUUUAUUACGCUCUGUGCGAUGGUGGAGAUUCAAACAGGCAGUUCAUUAAAAUACAUUUUCCAAACUGCAAUCCCAGUGACUUGCACUUCGUAGGAUACAAUAUGCUAACGGAAGAUCCCAUGAUGUUUAUAAUGGAUUGCAAGGUAAAUUUGUUGUGCAUUGUGUACUCUACACCUGGGGAAGUGCACACUUGUGUCGCCCAGGAAAAAAGAUCUGGCAUUUUAAAACUCCGAUACUUCAGUACCCGGAGUAAUAACCAAAAAAUUACAGGUUACUGUACGUUACAAAUUAUCAAUAUUAUCUAUCUACUUACAGCAUAACUUCAAGAAACUAAGGAAUAAUGUAGAGAAGAGUUCUCCACAUGAUGGAACAACUAAAUGUUUGACCAAAGAUAGUAAGAACAUUUUCUGGUCCUACUGGAAGGAUGCGUAUAGUUGGGAUCAGACAAAUAAUUCCUGUCCCCUCCAUGAAAACUUAAAAGAAGACCAUUUCCAUCUCACUCCGAGUUCUAGAAUGAGAAACGGUUUGGCAGAAGAUGUUUUGAACAAGAAGAUGCUUUAUCUAAUGAAGGUAUUGUUGUUUUUUGCUUAAAUUAUAUAGAGCAAUAUUGAAAUUAUGGUUUAUGGAGCCAAUGAGUAUUGCAAGUAUAGAUUAGUGGAAUUUUCACUAAGCAAUUCUCCUGUUCAUUUAUAGGCUUAUAGAGAUCACAUCGCCACUAUUCCAGCAGAAGACCCAAGUAAACUUGACGAGACAAUUGCCUUCUUGAAACACACGAGCCUAAUGAUCGAAUUGUUUUCCGAUAAACAUGCGAUUUACAAUGUGGAUGAUAGCCGACUGCACGACCUGCAAGCUACACUUCUGUUUUUUUCCUCAUGGAGUGAAGGGAUAACUAGCAAUGAUCAGUUCAUAUCCGAUAAGCUAUGGUUUGAUCUGCAGUCCAUGGCACACGGGUUUAUUUCGAUGGUUCAGACGAAGUUAAGACGAUUUCCUGGGUCAAUCGUCAAACCAGCCAUAGUGAAUCAAGACGUGGUCGAAAAUCAUUUUUCUCAGUUGAGAGGGGCUAAUGGUCAGAAUGAUAACCCCACCUACCAGACUACACAAGGAACGCAGAACUCCAUUAUCUAUGGACAAACAACGAUCAGCAGAAAAACCAACACGGGCAUCACAAAAAAUCAUUCGUUUGCUGGUUUUCCCAAAGAAAAUAUAUUUGGGGGAAAAGGACAUACCCAACAAUCUAAAAAUGCAGUAGGAUUGCUUAGGGAAAAAUGA